AUGACGCUGGCCACAGCACCGCAUGACCAGCUUCAAGAUGCCUGUCCGACCUGCCUGCGCUGCUUCCACCUGCGGCCCCGCGCCUCCGCGCAGCAGCUCAGAGCGCGGCCGAGACCACAAGCGGCGGGAGCCCGCGAGAAGCCGCCGCGGAACAGCACUCGCAGGCCCGACACUGACCCAGAGGUCCCCCCGCCGCCCGGCGCCGCUCCCCGCGCGCCCCGCCGUCCCUCGUGGAUGCAGGGCGACGAACACACCAGCUUCUCCGGUCCUCCCCACCCCCACCCCCACCGCGCCACGAAGUCCCGCUCCGCGGCCCCAGCCUCUCAGUCCACUCACGCCAGCGCCCGAGCCGUCGUCGUCGCCGCCGCUACCCUUACAAACCACCCGCCACAGCCUCCGCGGCCAGCCCGGCUCCGCCCGGGCCCGAGGGCUCCUGGGAAAUGCAGUUCCUACCUGCCCCUCUGCGCUUGCGAGACCGCGCAGCCGGAUUCACGCAAACUACCACUCCCGGCGACCCGGCGUUCCACGUUACUAGGCGCUCACGUCCCGGCGUCUUCCGCCCGGGCGCGGUGUACACAUGUAAUCUUAGACAAUGCUGAUGUUCUGAGCCAGUAUCAACUGAAGUCUAUCCAAAAGAACCAUAUUUAUAUUGCAAACCCAGAUUUUAUAUGGGAAUCUAUCAAAGAAAGGAGACUGGUGGACAUAAAGAAUUACGAUCCCUGUAAGUCACUGGACGUCGCACCAACUCCUGAUCAAAAGGCAGGCAGCUCUGAAGUGAAAACUGAUGAUCCAUCCCUGGACAAUUCCACAGAGAAGGAAAAUACUGUUGAACUCACUAAGUUUUAUACAGAGAAUGUUGGAAUUCCUCAUUUUCUUCAAGAUUUUGAAGUUGCAAAAUAUAACACGUUGGAAAAAGUAGGGACAGAGGGAGGUAAGGAGAUGGCCGUGGUGGAGCUGAGGUGCCCCCAGAGCCCCGAGGACCCCGGGGACCACGGCUUUCUGAUAUCCGCACACUUCCUCCUGGCCGACGGCAUUGAGACCAGGAGGCAGUUCUCUGUAAAGAAAACCUCUGCAGAUGCGAGUGAAUACUAUGAAAAUUACAUUGAAGAGCUGAAGAAAUAAGGGUUUCUACUAAGAGAACAUCUGACACCCGAAGCAACCCAGUUAGCAUCUGAAAAACUGCAAGCACUCCUUUUAGAGGAGGCCGUAAAUUCAAGCGUUCUGAGCCCAGAGGUGAGCGGUUUGGUGGAGAUGCUCCGGGCGGAAGCUCUCGGCUGCCUGGAGCAACUGCUCAGACCGGUGUACAGGACGAGCCUUAAUGACGUGAGCAAGGCAGAGGGAAUUCUCCUCCUAGUAAAGGAAGUGCUGAGAAAUGGAGAAACAGAGGAACAAGUACAGACGAUGAUGGCUGAGUUCUACAGGUUAAUACCUCACAGAGCCGCCCCGGCCAAGAAGGUCAGCCUGAGGCUGCUGGCUAAGAAAGAGGACCUCUGCCUGCUAAUAAGAGACAUGGUUAACGUCUGUGAAACUAAUUUGUCCAAACCCAACCCACCAUCUCUUGCCAAAUACCGAGCUUUGAGAUGCAAAAUUGAGCAUGUUGAACCGAACACUGAAGAAUUUUUCAGAGUAGAGGUGUUGCAGAAUAAUCACAGUAAGAGUCCAGUGGACAUCUUGCAGAUAUUUAGAGUUGGCAGACUGAGUGAAACCACGGAGUUUUUGAGCCACCUUGGCAAUGUGACGCCCUUGCUGCACAGGUCCCCCGUACAGAGCUUUGUAGGAAUCCUGUCCUGGUAAGAGCACGCCAUCUUUAGUUU
This is a messenger RNA of Eubalaena glacialis (North Atlantic right whale), 1814 nucleotides long. It is a transcript of the gene PARP4, whose product is annotated as poly(ADP-ribose) polymerase family member 4. The record is from RefSeq and is a predicted model, not a curated record. Gene Ontology annotation, molecular function: NAD+ poly-ADP-ribosyltransferase activity. NCBI's taxonomy places the organism in Eukaryota, Metazoa, Chordata, Mammalia, Artiodactyla, Balaenidae.